GGCUGAAUGUGGUAACGUUCCACAAUUCCUCCACACAAGUCAUCAUUCUGAAGUUCAACAAAAUCUAAAAUGGAUUACGAGUAUGAUCUUUACCAACCAUUUGAUUUCAACGACACAGAAACUCCGUGUACCAGUUCACAAAACUGUACGCUCUUUGAAAAUUAUGAGAUGUCUGUGAUCAGCUGGCGUCACUGGUUUGCGCUGACCUGCUAUGGAAUCGUCUUCUUAUUGGGUGUCCCUGGGAACAGUCUGGUUGUCUGGGUGACGGCAUUCAGGAUGCCCUCUUCAGUUAAUGCCCAGUGGUUUCUGAAUCUGGCCUUGGCUGACCUGCUGUGCUGUUUAUCCUUGCCCCUGCUCAUGGUACCACUGGCUCAAGAUCAGCACUGGCCCUUUGGUCCAGUGGCCUGCAAGAUAUUAUACAGCAUACUGUACAUGUUCAUGUACUGCAGUGUGCUGAUAUUAACGUGCAUCAGUCUGGACCGCUGGCUCCUAGUGACUCGUCCUGCUUGGUGCCAGAAUUGGAGGCAGCCACGCUUGACUCGCUGGGUCUGUCUGGGUACCUGGGGGCUGGCAUUCAUUGGCACAAUUCCCCAGUUCAUCUCCAUGCAAGAGGAGACAUUUGGGACGAAGAUACAGUGUCAUGGCAUUUACUCAAACCUGCUGCAUGCCUGGGCCAUGGUUGUGAUCCGCUUCCUGCUUGGUUUUCUGAUUCCGUUCCUGAUAAUCACUAUCAGCCAUUGGGUAGUGUACCAAAGGGCACACAAAAAGUCAAAACACAGGCAAAACGAGAGGUCAUCACGGACCGUGCGUGUCAUCCUAGCCAUAGUGAUCACCUUCUUCCUGUGCUGGAUUCCUUUGCAUGUCGUGGACAUUGUUACAGUGAGCUUGCCCAAGGCAGUAGGUCAAACAAGGGUAAACCUUCACCUGGCUAAUGUACUAACUACCUGCCUGGCCUACUUCAACAGCUGUCUGAACCCACUGCUUUAUGUUUGCCUGGGCCGUGGCUUUAGAGAGAGCAUGACCAAGACGUUGAAGAGCGUACUCAACUUUGCUUCUGAAGAUCCGACUCGAGGAAUCAGCGUCACAAUGAACACCAAGAGCACCACGGACACGACCCACUGAGCGAACACAGAUUUUAAUCUCGAGAAAUUUUGAGUAGCUAGUAGAAACACACACCCACAGAUUGUUUUUUUUUUUAACAUCUAAAACCAACCAAGAUCCCAACCUUAUUUGAAAUGUUUGAGCAGUGCAAUCUACAGUGAAAGUGCAACCAUGAACUGAACUACAGUUGAGUGUGUCACACUGACUCCAGUAACUGUUUCAGUAUGUUUGGAAUUUUAUUUCACUUGGCUGGAUCCAUUGAUUUGAGUGUUACUUUUGGUAAUGUCCAGUAAAAUCUUUGUGUAAUUCAUAGUAUCAUGAUAUAUUUUGCCUUCAUGAAGAAAUGAAAACAAAACAAGGCAGAAUUAAUAUGUCAUGAUGUAUAUAUGACAAUUUAGUUCAUUUAACUAGUUUUUCCUUCUCCAUCUACUACUACUACUACUACUAAUAAUAAUAAUAAUAAUAAUAAUAAUAAUAAUAAUAAUAAUAAUAAGCCUAAAAGUUAGAGAAGCGGCUUUGGGACCAAAAGGUCACUGGUUCGAUUCUCUAGACCAGCAGGAAUGGCUGAAGUGCCCUUGAGCAAGGCACCUAAACCCCAACUGCUCCCCAGGCUGCUCUAGGUAUGUUGUAUGUCGCUCUGGAUAAGAGCGUCUGCUAACUGCCUGUAAUGUAAUAUAAAAAAAGAAGAUUUGAAUAUACACUAUGUUGUGAUAUGUUUUCAAAAAAAGGGACCAGAAUUCCAUUAUAUGCUUAAUUGUUGGAUCAUGUUUUAUGAUCACCCUUCAACACUAGCCAUUUAGAUAUUAAUGACAUAAUUGAAAUAAUCCAUCCAUUAUCCAUAACCGCCUAUCCCAGCUGACUAUGGGCGAGAGGCGGGGUACACCCUGGACAAGUCGCCAGAUCAUCACAGGGCUGACACAUAGAGACAAACAACCAUUCACACCUACGAUCAAUUUAGAGCCACCAAUUAGCCUAACCUGCAUGUCUUUGGACUGUGCAGGAAACCGGAGGAAACCCACACAGACACGGGGAAAACAUGCAAACUCCACACAGAAAGGCCCCCGUCGGCCACUGGGCUCGAACCCAGAACCUUCUUGCUAUGAGGCGACAGCGCUAACCACUACACCAUCGUGCCACCAUAAUUGAAAUAAUCUCAUCUCAUCUCAUUAUCUCUAGCCGCUUUAUCCUGUUCUACAGGGUCGCAGGCAAGCUGGAGCCUAUCCCAGCUGACUACGGGCAAAAGGCGGGGUACACCCUGGACAAGUCGCCAGGUCAUCACAGGGCUGACACAUAGACACAGACAACCAUUCACACUCACAUUCACACCUACAGUCAAUUUAGAGUCACCAGUUAACCUAACCUGCAUGUCUUUGGACUGUGGGGGAAACCAGAGCACCCGGAGGAAACCCACGCGGACACGGGGAGAACAUGCAAACUCCACACAGAAAGGCCCCCGCCGGCCACUGGGCUCGAACCCAGAACCUUCUUGCUAUGAGGCGACAGCACUAACCACUACACCACCAUGCCACCAUAAUUGAAAUAUCAUCAUACUUAAAUGAAUAGUCACUCAGUUAUAGUUUAGUUUUACUGUAACAUCACACAAAUUAACACUUUUGCAGCCUCUUGUUCAGUCUUUCCUGCAUAAUUUAUUCAGCUCAAUUCAGUACAUUUAAUCAUAAAGGUUCAGGAAUGUAUAUCUGAGAGCUGAACCUGGCCAAACCUCACCUCUCAGACUGGUUUGAGCUGGAUUUCUUACCCACUUUACUGCUUUAAAUGUGAGAACAUAUUUUACAACAAGUGUUAAAAUUGCAAAACGACAAAUCAGCAUGCAGGAUGUUGAGCAAAUGUUACGGUACAUUUUCACUGUCUUGGAACUUGGCCAUUUCUUCGACCCAGAAACAUCAUCGAAGUUCAAGUUUUAGCUUUAUAAAUGAGUCAAAGCUCCCAGCACACGCAGUGAAAUCACAAAUUUAAAAAAAAUGUUAUUAAGUAGAGGGUUUAAUAUUAUUUCUAGUGCAACUGAUUAUGACAGUUAUAGAUUUAAAAAAAAAGUGCCUUGUGCAGCAGUUUCAUGAAAUGUUGAAAUAAACGUGCGAAAUUGCUCAGCGGUUUGGAAAAUCAGGAGUUCUGUACAAACAACAACGGCUCUUUUUCUUUUUUUUUUUGCAAAAGAGGUGACCCAAGCAGGAGACUAAAACAUACAACAUUUGAUAAUAAUAAUAAUAAUAAUAAUAAUAAUAAUAAUAAUAUUUUUUUUGUGUGUGUUAAUGUACUCUGAGAUUCAAUGAACUCAUAAUUUUAAGGCAACCUGGUUACUCACUUUUUUAAAUUAAAACAACAAAUCUUUUCUUUUUUUAACUAAAACUACUUCAUUCGUGUGUGUGUGUGUGUGUGUGUGUGUGUGUGUGUGUGUGUGUGUGUGUGUGUGUGUGAUCUCAGUAAAUAGACGAGCAUGCAUGUGAGUUUAGUUAAAAAAUAUAAAAUAAGGUCCUUGGACAACUGUAAACGAAUAUAAAAUUCAGUUAUUAGUUAAUGAUCUGGCUUUUUUGUGCUUGAGCUGAUAAGUUAACAACUAAACCACAAACAGAACAUGUUUUUAAAAAAAGAAAAUAUUUUUUUCUUUGUGCGUGUUAAGCAACUUGUCAGUAUUAGAUACAGAUCUGAAUUUUAUAUAGACCUGAAACUUGAAAUGUGGAAGUAAAACUGUUUUAUCAGCCUUUCUGUUCAUCUUAUGGAUAUAAUGUUCCUCAACUGAACAUUUCUUUUGUACAAAUAUUUUUA
Molecule: messenger RNA, 3882 nt
Organism: Neoarius graeffei (lesser salmon catfish)
Lineage: Eukaryota; Metazoa; Chordata; Actinopteri; Siluriformes; Ariidae
Gene: c5ar1
Product: complement C5a receptor 1
Exons: 2
Coding region: 70-1122 (350 amino acids)
Biological process (GO): complement receptor mediated signaling pathway; positive regulation of cytosolic calcium ion concentration; phospholipase C-activating G protein-coupled receptor signaling pathway
Cellular component (GO): plasma membrane
Molecular function (GO): G protein-coupled receptor activity; complement receptor activity
Source: RefSeq, a predicted model, not a curated record